UAUGCUCUUCCAGGUGAGCCGACUUGCUGUUUGCCACUAUUUAAUCGGCCAAACCAUCAAAUCCGAGCUCGCUCGCAUUGCCUACCAUUCUGGUAUUUGGCAGAUUUAUAGGGUUAUUUCGUGGUGUAACUAUCGGCACUGAGUGUAUGGUGUUCUCGACUCCUGAGAGCCAUUCCCUCAUUAGAGGUCAUGUAAAUCCCAUUGAAUGAUGCUAGUCAGUUCUUCGAUAAAGCGAAUUGAAACUGCCUAGUACUCUCCGUCGGCUCAAUCUCUAGACCAUCGCACAUCCUGUAUCAAGGUUACCCAUACACAAGGCCUGAAUCGCAUUGCGUAAAACUCAUCUUCAUCGGGCAAUUGUCACCGCGCGGCAAUCAAGGAUCUCAUGUAGUGAAGCCAUUGAAAUGUCACCUGUGCUCGCUGACGAAGUGCGUACUCUACGAGGUACAGCGCAUUUAGCUCCUCGGCUUGGCCCGCGCCAGUGGGCCCUUACAGAGCCUGCAUCAGCAAGGACCUGGCGCGCGCGGACUACAAGGCUGGUGCUGCAGAGAGGACCCUUUCCCAAAAAUUUCAGUUGCAGCGCCAAAAAACCUACCGCUGCACCGUCAACCCCCACGACUGUUUGACGACACGACCCAAAGAACCGAACCAUGUUCGCCAAACCCCGACCAAAGAAGUCAGUCCUGCCGACGGUCUCGAAGAAGAGAAAAGCGGUCUCGGCGGUGGAGGAGGUCAACUUCGACUUCGAUGCGCGCGAGGACUACCUGACGGGGUUUCACAAGCGCAAGCUACAGCGUGUGAAAUGGGCGCAGGAACAGGCAGCCAAGAAGGCGCGGGAAGAGAAAAUCGAGAUGCGGAAGCAGCUCAAAGACGAGCGGCAACGAGAGGUCGAAGACCAUGUCAAGGCUGUAAGCGCCAUUCUCGAAGAGGCCCAGGCAGCGACAUCGGACCAGGAUGAGGAGAUCAACGCGGAAGACUUUGAAGAGUGGGACGGCAUCGCGGAGGCGCCUAAAGAGCCGACAGACGUCGUGGACUACGAGGACGAGUUCAUAGACGAGGAUCGGUAUACGACGGUCAAGGUCGAGGCCAUAUCCGUGACGCGAGACGGGCUCGAAAGGCUCCAUCACGACGGUGACAAGGCGGAAGCGGGUAGUGAAGACGAGGCCAAGGCAGAGAGGCCAGCGGCCGACGACAAGGCGGCAAAAACUAAGGAUCGCAAGGAGUGGCCCAAGAAGAAGAAGUUUCGCUACGAGACAAAACUAGAACGGUCGCUGGGCGCGAAGAAGUCAAAAGCCAAAAAGAAGGCCAAAUUCAAGAAAGAGUAGU
This is a messenger RNA of Colletotrichum destructivum, 1323 nucleotides long. RefSeq names its product Putative nucleolar protein. NCBI's taxonomy places the organism in Eukaryota, Fungi, Ascomycota, Sordariomycetes, Glomerellales, Glomerellaceae. The record is from RefSeq and is a predicted model, not a curated record. The transcript is spliced from 2 exons. The coding region runs from base 648 to 1322 and encodes 224 amino acids. Gene Ontology annotation, molecular function: rRNA binding. Gene Ontology annotation, cellular component: nucleolus.